Nezara viridula (southern green stink bug) is the source of this 3427-nucleotide messenger RNA. The record is from the annotation of a GenBank genome assembly. NCBI's taxonomy places the organism in Eukaryota, Metazoa, Arthropoda, Insecta, Hemiptera, Pentatomidae.
CCAGUAAGAAGGUUACUUACAGUACAUUGUUGUUUAUUGUCGUAUUCUCCGAUUAAAGGAAUAUCAAUUUUAUCCAAAAUAUUGACUCUCUUUCAAGUUUUAACUACUCAGAAAGAAAACUAUUUCAUUUGCAAGUAGGUAUGUAAAUCAAUCGCUUUUGUAGUUUACCAACAGGUAUAUCUGUUCCACCUAACGAUUUUGUGAUGUUAGUAUUCCUCCAUAUAAGGUUUUUGAUGUCAUUUACGGUAUUAGCUCAAAUUCUUAAUUCAUUCCCAUGGCAUUCUAUUUGUUCCGUUGUUAGCUAAAAAAGGUUAUUAUUCAUUACUUUUGUAAGUAGGAAAGUUUAUUUUUCAAUCAUAACGUAUUCUUUACUUCUUUUACAACUUUGUGGUGACAUUUUGAUGAUUGCUGAAGAUCAGAGUUAAGGAACUUAAAUAACUUGUUGCAAGUAAUUGUGUUUUAUAUAGGUGAAAAAUUUGUAGCUAAUCAACACUCAGUGACUAAAGAUGAGGGUGGUAUUCAGUCAGCAGUGGUGACCUAUAACUAAGUCAAUUAUCAUCAAUCAUUAGUCAUGAUGUGUCAUUAGUCUUGGUGUGGUCCUCAUUAUUAGUUAUUAAUCAUAAUGGACAAUUAAAAUGCUUAAUGUACACGAAGUCAUUGGAACAGUUAAGGCCUUAGUUGGUUUCUCAUUCUUAUGCAGAAUACUUGUUUUUUAGUUUAUGCUUCAAUUUGUGUUAGUGGUUGCAAUUAGUAAUUAGUGUGCUUGAAUUUUGAGAAAUUGUUAUUAUUUUUGUUCAAUUCACAAUGGAAUAUAGUGAUAGUUCUUGUUCCCUGGGUUCAGGUUUUAAUACAACAAAUUUAGGGGUGGCUGUUAGUCAAUUUUUUAUACCAGUCCCUCAAAAGUGUUCUCCGACUAAAAUUGUAGCUUUGUGUGUCAAAUGUCUGCCAACUGCAGUAGAAAUUAAAGGGUAUGGUAAAUCAUCUUCAAAUUUCCUUAGUCAUCUUAAACGGAAACAUGGAGAGACUGCUCUGGAAGAGUACAGACGGAUUACAGAAGGCAAAAGAUUUAAGGAAAAUAGUAAUGAUGGAAGGGAAAUUGGCAUGCCAAUUUUACCUAGAAACAAAAAACAACCAAGUCAAUUGGAAUUUGAAAUCAAUAUUCUUAAAUUUCUUUCACAUACACAAGUUCCAUUGAAGACUGUUGAUAAUCCUUAUUUUAUAAAAAUUUUUGAACAUCUUGACAUAUCAAGAAAAGGCUUAAGUCUUAUUAGUUACAAUGAUGUUGUUAAAAAAAUGGAAACUCUUGUUCAAAAUAACAAGAAUUUUCUAAAGUUAACUUUUAAAAACUUAAAUUAUGUAUGUACUACUUUAGAUAUCUGGUCUGGAAUCCAAAAUUUUGUUUUGGGCAUUACUGCCCAUUGGAUUAAAGAAGAUUUAGAUCGAGGUUCAGCAGCAAUUGCAUAUAGAAAAUUUCAACGUUCAUUAUCAGUAGAAAGAAUUUCUCAAUUAAUUACAGAAAUCCACAAUGAUUAUGGACUUAGCCAUGCUAAAAUAGUUGCUACAAUGAUGGAUAAUAAAAAUGAUUUUUCAAAAGCCUUGGAAGAUUUUGGUGUCAACAAAAAAUUUAUAGUAACAAAUGAGUCCGUCGUUAGUGAUGAUUCUGAAUCAGAAUCAGACAGCGAAUUUCAAAGUGAUACUAAAAUCCGUUUAUGUUCUUCCAUAAUUAAUGAGCUUUCUUCUUUAUUUACUUAUAGUUUUAGAUGUUGUAUACAUGAAUUAAACUUAUGUGUCGCUAAUGAUGUUCUUAAUGUCAUUAAAGAGUUUGAAACACUGUACAAUGUCCAUAACCAAGUAAUUUCUAAGUGCAAUGCACUAUGGCAAGUUGCAUCCUCCUCAAAUGCAGCUGAUGCAAUUCAAAAUAUCCUUGGGAAUAGUUUGUCGGUACCACAAGAGGGCUCAUGGAACUCAUUCUAUGAUGCCCUUAAAAGUAUACUCUCCAACAAAGGUAAAUACCAACAAUUUUAUGACAUACUGAGUAUUGAAAAUACAUUGACAGAAUGUGAUUUUGAAUACAUUGAUGAAUUUUUAACUUGUACUCGACCAUUUACUGAAGCAAUAGAAAUAUUGCAAAGUAAAAGACAUUCUUAUUAUGGUGUUGUUUUGCCUCUUUUGUUUGCAUUACGCCCUAAAUUAGAAAGAUUAUCUAACAAUAAUUGGAUUUAUUGCAAGCCAAUAUCCCAAUGUUUACUGACUAGUGUCAACAAAAGAUUUGAACACUUCUACAAUUUUACGACAGAAGAAUCACUAAAUGCUGCCAUAGCCUCUGUUACUCAUCCUGAAUUUAAGAACAGAUGGUUUUGCCAAGUUAAAUCUGAAAAUCAAAAAAAGAUUUUACAGACACUGAAGGAAAUAGUUGCUGCAGAAAUUAACUUGGCCCAAGAUAGCUUACAAAGUACGUCUAAUGAACAAUCUGUUUCUGAUUUUUUUGAUUUUGGAGAAAAUACCAUUGCAGAACAAUCUUCAGAACUAAAAAUAAAUCAGUUUUUAAGUGAUCCAAACAGGAAAAUUGAAAUGUUGCAUAAAUAUCCUGAAAUUAAGGAAAUUUUUAUCAAGUAUAACACUCCUAUACCAUCCUCUGCUCCAGUUCAACAAUUAUGUAGUUUUUCUACCAUGAAAAGUUUAACUAGGUCUCAUAAUUUAGAUAGAAAGCGCUUUGAAACCAGAAUUCUAUUGAAAGACAUGGACAGUUGGGAAUCGCGUCUUCAUGGUGAUCGUCAGUGGGAAGGUGAAGAUUCUAAUCAGGCAGGAGCAGUCAAAGAUUCAUGGGAUCAAGAUUCUGACACUGAAGAAGUUAAACCACCACCCCUUUUACCUCAGGCUCCUCCCAAAGCUUCCUCUACCAAGAAAUCAAUCAAAAAAAUCUGUAAAGAAUACGACGAAAAAGAAAAAAGGGAAGAAGAAGAACGACAAGCUCGUCGACAACGACUUAGAGAAGAACUAACUGUAGGUGCUAAUUCAGAUCGGCUACGUAGAAGGAAAUUACAAGAGGCUGCUGAUCUUAGCUUAGCGAAGGAAGUAUUAGGUCUCGUAUGCCCAAAAUCCGUGAAAGAUGAUUCCAUACAGACGUGAUAAUGGAUUAAAGUAAUCUUCGGAAAGAUGUAAUUUUUUAUUUUAAAUUUUAUUUUUUAUUGUUAUUUUUUAUAUAUACGAACUAUUUUUAUUUUACUUUGUACAAUAAAUAUUUAUUACUGAAUACAUUAUUCUUCAGAAUAUAUCACAGAAACAUUAAUAACGACUGGUUUUCAUGUUGUUUUAUUUUUAUUGAUAUUUGAUCUUGCAUAACUAUAUCAUUUGUUUUGUUUAUUGAUGGUUUUAUUUAUUAUGUAAAUGGAUUAUGAUCUAUAUUUUCAAUUUAUAACCGUAUCUG